AUCGCGUCUUGUCUGUGGUCAGUACUCUAUAUAUGUUUUGUAGUCCGUCUGUUUACGUCUGACGCGCUGCUUAAUGGUUAUUAAUUAUUGGAGUUUGGGCCCUGACCAGAUACGGUCACUACUACUCAUUACGCACACGGUACACACUACACACAUAUAUAAAAACAUUUACAUAAUAUCAUAUUAAUAUCUGCGCAUUUUAUUUAUAAACCGUUGAAUGGUUCUUGAAAAAAAUUCUUUGACCCAAAUAUUCGACGUGCUCAUGAAUGUAUAGCAGGAGUAGAGUGUUGCGUUUAUUCAGUGACAUUUUACGGUUAAGAAACAAUAUCGGUAUAAUUAGGACGAGGACCAUGAGUCAAGGCGAAUCGGUGGACUACAAGGCAGACUUAAAAAAACGUUUAUCACCCAUUCAAUACCAUGUUACUCAAGAAAAAGGAACAGAGAGAGCUUUUACUGGCAAGUUUAAUAAGACUACGGAGGCUGGUUUGUAUACUUGUGUAGUAUGCAACGAACCAUUAUUCACUUCGGAAACAAAAUUCGAUUCUGGCUGUGGUUGGCCAGCUUUCAAUGACGUUAUUGACCAGAAAAAAGUCAAAUUAACGACUGAUACUUCAAAUGUUGGAGCAAAUUUGCUGUUAUUGAUAACCAAUCCAGGUAUGAUAAGAACUGAAGUGCAGUGUGGGAAAUGUGAUGCACAUCUAGGACAUGUUUUUAAAGACGGCCCACCACCAACAGGACGAAGAUUUUGUAUUAAUAGUGCUUCAAUGAAUUUUCAUCCAAUAAAUCCAGAAAAAUAAUAACUAUUACAUGAAAUAUUGGUGUAAUAUAUUGUUUGCAGAGUUACUUACUACAUAUUUAUUAACACAAAAUGGAUUUUAGUCAACAUAAACAUGUUAAUAUUUAUUUGUGGAAGUUUUCAUAAUAAACUAAUAUUUUAUCGUGUCAAUGAUAAUUCAACUAUUAAUUAUCACCUAAUAAGAAAAUAUUGUGAUUUAAUGU
Molecule: messenger RNA, 999 nt
Organism: Melanaphis sacchari
Lineage: Eukaryota; Metazoa; Arthropoda; Insecta; Hemiptera; Aphididae
Gene: SelR
Product: peptide methionine sulfoxide reductase MsrB
Exons: 4
Coding region: 267-797 (176 amino acids)
Biological process (GO): response to oxidative stress; protein repair
Cellular component (GO): cytoplasm
Molecular function (GO): peptide-methionine (R)-S-oxide reductase activity
Source: RefSeq, a predicted model, not a curated record